GCUGGCUGAGUGGCGGGCUGGCUGAAUGACUAAUUGACUGGCUGGAUGGCUAAAUGAGUUAAUGAAUGGCCUGUUAAUGAAUGAGUUAAUGAUUGGCCUGCAGACUGACUCACAGCCUAAAUGACUGACUGGCUGACUGGCUAACUGGCUGGCUGAUUGGCUGAAUGAGGUAAUGAAUGAAUGAAUGGAUGUUUGGCCAGCUGACUGACUCACUACCUGCAUGACUAAUUGGCUGAAUGAGUUAAUGAGUGAAUGAAUGGAUGACUGACUGGCUAACUGGCUGAUUAACUCACCAUCUGGCUGACUGAUUGGUUGACUGACUAAAUGAGUUAAUGAGUGAGUGAUUGGUCAGCAGAAUGGCUCACAACCUUGAUGACUGACUGGCUGAAUGGCUGACUCGUCCUUGUUCCAGUGAAAGGCGAAUACAUUUUUUUUUGUGUUUUUUUUAGUAGGGAAAGGAAGAUAUUAAGUUUUACAUGGGGGAAACGAGGGAACAAAAAGACAGGGAAAGGAAAUAAGAUAAAUAAAUGAAUAAAUGAAUGAAUAAAUAAAUAAAUACAUAAGUUGAUUAAUCAAUAGACUUAUGAAAAGUGCUAUUGUUUGUUUUGUUGUGAUGGAAUGAAAAUGUGUGUCAGCGAAGAAAGGAAACCAGUCUUUAAGUCGGAAAAAGAAGAAUAUAGAAAAUAAACCACUCGUAAAAGAACCGUAAUAUAACAAAUCUGCUCUACUUAUUUCUUGCUUCGGUGAAAAAAAAAAAAGAAGUUAGGGAAAGAAAAGACCUUAAACUUUGCACUCAAACUCUUACAUUGUUAUUUACUUAUUUUCACUCUACGGCAAAUCUGGAACACACAAAUAAUCGAUUUCAGUGGAAUAAAAAGAACACUGGGGAAGGAAAAGACCUUAAACUUUGCGCUCACAUACUUAUUUUCAUAUUUACUUAUUUUCACACGUCGGAAAUUCUGGGAACAAGUAAGCAAUCGAUAAUAAAUGAAAUACACACCUGUACUUCACGUCUGUGGGACUUAACGAGUGUAGGUACUUGGAAUCCUCGAGAAGAUUGCAUCAACUUCAUAUUACAUUCCAAACGGAUUAAAUUUAGAUAAGAUACGUGAAGAUACGUGAAGCAGUUUCCCCGUAUUGCAUUAUAGAGGGGCUGAUCGACUUCACCUGAUUGUUAAGUGCAAAUAUGACGUGCGGUUAUUGGUGAACCGCAUCCUGCUUUGGUUUAGCUAACACGUGACUCCUGAGACUUGUUAACUGACUAGUCCUUAAUCACUGCGACACGAAACAAUUAGCAGCACCAGAAGCAAUGCGUGAAAUCUUUACAUGCAUCUACAAGAAAGUUAGCGAUGAAAGGAAUAUAUUUUGCAAUUUCUAGUCGGUUUGAAGAUUGGAUGUGGCAGUGGAACAAGUAAAGAUGUCUCAGAACGGAAGGUGUACCAAGUGCCAAUCAAAAGGUUAAGUUGAAUGAUAGACUGAUACACUUGUUAAACUGACUGACUGAGUGACGGAUUUAAUGGCUGACUGACUGGUUGGAUGGUUGAGUGGAUGGAUGGCUGACUGACUGGAUGACAGACUAGAUGAAUGAUUGAAAGACUGGCUUACUGAUUGGAUAAAUGGCUGACUGACUGAUUAAAUGACUGAAAGAUUGAAUGGCCGAAUGACUGACUGAUUAAGUGGCAGACUGACUAACUGGCUUCUAAUUGGAUUGACUGGAUGGCUGGCCGUUUGGAUGAGUGACUGACUAACUGACUACCUGACUGACGGGUUGGAUGACUGGAGAAUGUGUGACUGGCUGACUGGAUGGCUGUCUUGAGUGAGUGAGUGAGGAAAUUAAGAAUGAGUGAAUGAAUAAAUGAAUAAUUACUGACUAAAACAACGAUCGGCUAAGUGAAUAACAUGACUGACUGACUGACUAACGGACUGAUUAACCUGACUAACCAACCAGCUGAUACGAAUGAUAGAUAGCUAAGAGAGAGAGAGAGAGAGAGAGAGAGAGAGAGAGAGAGAGAGAGAAUGAUUACGUCAAAAACCGAACCAUUACGUAACGCAAACAAGACUGACUGACGUGAGCGUGCAGAGUCUCACGUCACUUGUCACCGCGUUCGUAGUGAAACAGGCGUAUCUUAUUUCCGGGCUGAAGUUCUUUUCUCAGAUAAGAUAGAGCAGAAAAAAAAAGGGAAGAGAUAGAAGGGUUCGUGAUAAUGGUGAACGAGAGGGAGAUAGUGAUUGGACUCUGAGUGGUGAUGGGUGCUUGUGUGCUUGUGGUGAUGUUAUGGUGAUUAGUGACAGCCACUCCACGCAGGAAACAUCGACUUUUGAGUUCUAAGUGUGUACAGAAAAAAAUAACAUCAGUCUUCACAAUAUCUAAUCUUUUGAUGCACAAAAGAUGAGAGAUGGUUCUUCUGUAUUGUGCACCUGAGUUCACCAGCGCGUCCAACACAGCCAGCCGCCGCAGCGACACACUCCAGCAGUGGCGGUGAAGCCUCUCGCCUUGUGGUGUGUGCUGACGCGCGGCGGGGAGUGGGGCCUGCCCUUCACCUGCUGCUGCGGAGGCGCGUGAGAGCAUGAGUGACUGUGUGGACGACAGGACGCCCCUACUGCAGCCCUUUGUCCGGGGCAGCUCCCUCCGAACCCCCGUCAGGUUAUACAAGGCACCUCCAGACAUCUACACCCAGAACCCCAUCUAUGCCCCCAACUGCAAGCCUCCACUGCCACCCCGCCCCGCCGAGUGGCUGCAGAGACGGCCUCUGCUGAGGAGGUCUCACUCUGUCAACGAGGGGGAGCGCAAGGAGACCCAAAUCCCUCACUUCAGCCAUGUACCAGCCCAGCAGGUGCUCGGCGCUGAGGAGUGGCGUGCCCCCGCGGUCCUUCCGCCCCUCCACAGGAACCGCAUCGCCCCUGCCACGGGGGACGCCACAGCGGUGCCUCAGAGGGACGCUUAUGGGAGAAGCGAGGAAAAUCACCCACGAAAUGGCUACCCGUUCGCAUCCAUGCCGCGCUUCAAGAGGACUCACCACGCCUCGCCGCCGCCUCCCUCGUCAGACAUGCGCAGGCUGGGAAUGUCUACCUUCCGCAGAGGGCCGCCCUCACCCUCCCCCAGCAGGCGGGCGGCCACGCCGACGGACGAGAGAACGAGUGCGAGAAAGGAAAGGUCAUAUGAUUCAAAACUUCCAACUUUUAGCGACAACUCGUUUUUAAGAAGGUUUUGUAGAAGUGGAAGGUCGCAGACACCACCGCCUCCCUGCCCGUCACCUUCCCCCCUCCGCUCCCCCGUCACCUACAGGAGGGAGAUCCCUGUCCCUCAGUCACCAGAUCCAUUCAGGAGGUACGGCAGUGUGCCCAUGAAGAAAUCCGAGUAUCCGCCACACCCUGGGAUCGGUGACGCCGGCGGGAGGUCCAGCUCCUUCAGACACCCCAGGCUGGAGAGGACCCGCUACUCCGCCGCGGCAUCACAGUUGCCGGUCCUGUCCUCGCACCUCACCAUGGACGAGAAAUACCCACUCCUGGACACCAACUUCCAGAGAUACGGGACGACUGACGACGGCCAGGGUGGAGGGUGGAGCGCCAGGACGCCGCCGCCGCAUCGCAGAGAUUUGCCCCACGUGCACCCCGACUGGCAACGCACCCAUUACAUCAUAGCUGCCGAAAGACGUGACCCAAGGCGUUUCUCCUACCUCCGCAUGCCCGAGUCGCAGACACAGAGCCAUGUGUCCACCGCCCUCGCUGGAGACCUGCCCGCCUCCUCCACCACCUCCUGCUCUCUCCCAACCUCUCCCAGACCACCUCGAUCUUUGGAUAUGGACGACAGGAGUUCAACUCUGCGAUCAUGGGAGAGAAGUCACAGCGGCGCCCUGGAUAGUGAUGACCUCGGCGUUGGGCCGCAACGCAGAAUCAUCAGCAGUCCAUCUCUGAGCCUGUGUCGCGUCUCCUCGGAUAGCGGGUACAGCACGUGCAGCAACAGCAGCGCCGCCUCCAGGAGUGACUCAGUCGUGUCAGACAGCGAGGGCGACAUGAUCGCGUGGUUCGGCAGCCGCCUCAACCUGAGGGAUGAGGAGUCCUUGGCCACCAAGUCCGCCACUGACCACUUCUCCUACCUGAUGGAGAAGGAGGAGGAGUACCUGGUGUGUCUGCGCAGCAUCCUCAGGGACUACCAGGACAUGAAUUCCAAGACGCCCUCACUCAUCCGCCAGCACUUCGACCUCAUCUUCAAGCAGGUGGAGGUGAUCUACGCCUUCCAAAUGGCACUGCAGGACAGCCUGACGGAAACGCGCGGGCAGCCGGAAAAGCUGGCUCGAGUGUUCACCAACGAGCAGUUCCAGUGCUACAGCCGCUACAUGGUGAUGACGCCAGCGGUGCAGCGAGAUCUCCUGCAAUACGCCAGCCACUUCAAAGAACACUUCCCGGACCUUAAGCGUAACAUCCUCAAGCCUUCCCUGCGCAUCAACUUCUACGCCAUGAUCCUGGACAGCUUCAAGAAGGAGGCGUCCCAGGAGGUGAAGAGCAAGUUGCAGGAAGCCAUCGACUACCUGAAUCAAGUGAAGCGCAAAGCCAACACGGAGAUGACCCUGAACACAGUGAUCCACAGCCCCGUGGACCUCAGGCUGGGGGGUGACAUGCUUUACAUCGGAGAGCUCAACUACAUAGGCGGCGGAACGCUCCAGAAGAAGAAGUACCAACUCAUUCUUUUCGAAAAUCUUCUUGUUAUUACGUCCAUGAAGCCUCCUUACUUCAAGUACAAGACUCACUACCGGGUGGAGCAGCUGGAGUCUGUGGUGGCCUCCGGAGACAACGAACUGCACCUCAACGUGCUCUCCGAGGGACAGACGCAGCUGGCCACGCUCAAGUUCAGGAUCAAGAGCACGAAGAUCAGGGACGAGUGGAUCAGCGAACUGCAGAAGAUCACCAGACGCAACACCAAGCUGACGCAAGGCCGAGGCUCCGUCAGCAAGUUACAAAUACCACGUCAGCAGUUCCGCACGCUACCCCUCGACCUGUCCCGCGUGUUCCCGCUGCUGAAGGAGGUGGUGAUGGACGACGCAGCGGGCGAGGCGGGGCGGGAGCCGGUGGACGGAUACAGCUUGCCCAACAUGAAUCAAUACGAAGAGAUGUACGUUAACAAGCUUUCCUCAUUACUCAACCCAGAGAUACAGAGACCGCCUGAGGCUCUCGGCGACCUGCUGGAGAAGCUUCAUCGCCUCCACAGCAAGAAAUUUCUACCUGCCCUGCAAAGGUCACAGAAAGUGAGUGACUUCGCUGACUACUUGGCAGAGAACCUGGAGGAGCUGCAGGUGUACAUUGACUACCUAGUGGUUCGGUCUCAGCUGACGGUCAAGCUGGACGAGGAACCCCAGGCCGGCCCGUACAUCUGCCCCGUGCAGCACGUGUACGGCAUCUACUUCGGGUUCAUGAAGGAACUGUGCACCUCAGAGAAGUGUAAGAAGUCCGCCCAGCGUGUCAUGAGAAGGCUGCGGGAGGAUAUAGAUCUGGCGCAAAUACGGGUGCUGAAGGAGGCCAUCGUGAACGGCCGCGUAGACUUCCAGCGCAGCGGCAUCCUGCUGCUGUCCAGCCCCAUGGAGGUGAAGACUCGCAAGAAGGAGAUUCGUGCGGGGGAGUACAUCGCAUUGCUCUUUGAGAACGUCAUUAUCCUCACCAGACCGAAGCAGCCCUAUUACGAGUACGUGAUGGACAUCUGGCUGGACCAGGUGAACCUCGGCCCGCCAACCAACCACGACUGCACCUUCAGGGUGGAGGUGCGCCAGGGCGGCAGGAAGGAGCCUAUCACCUACGAGAUGUGCGCCACCAGUGCCGAGGUGAAGCAGAAGUGGAUGAGGAGACUCCACCAGCAGAUGUUGGUGCAGGUGGCGAAGAUUAGGGAACGUGUGGCCUCGGCAGGGGACUCAGCGGUGGGCGGGAGUCGCUAGUUAGCGGGGACGCGUCAGGCAGCGAGGAUUGCUAGCUACUAGUCACUCACACGGUUGCAGGGGAGGCACCGGGAGCCGGAAGGCGCUGGUGUGUCAUUCACAUGCCAUUCAACUGUACUUCGAUUCGGCACGUAAGUAGUCAAGAAGCGACCACCACUGAGGAAGACGCCGCUGAGUUGUGAGGAUGUGUGAACAAGUGUCGCGGAUACUCGUCGAUAGUGUGCUCCACUCGUGCCUCCUUACGGACACUCAGGACGCCAGACCACUCCAAUUCCUCUGCGUGCACCCGACCAAAGUGUGGUGUUGAGCACCGACUGAGUCUGAGCCUGGGAGUGCAGCAGCAGCAGCAACACACUGCUGUACAGGAGUGGCCUCCCUCGCCCUGACACACUUGCUACACUGUUGCCGAACACGUGAUCGCCAGCCUGGUUGUUCAUUCAUGCUCACUUGUCGCCUUGAGGCGCGUGAACACACGGGGCGCUCAGUGUGGUCACCACGUAGGUGUGCUGGGAACACUCUCGUGCACGUAGGACAUUAGUGAUAACAGGACAGUAUUGUGUAUUGCUUCCAUGUGUCUCAAGGUAGAGGAGUAAGUGAAUAGUUAUCUUAAUUUGUGUCUUUGUUUUGUGGAUGUUUUCUAAAGAUUACAUUUAUAUUUUAAAUGAAGCAGAAUUAUUUCUUUUUAACUUAGACGAAGGAAGGAGGUGGUCUUGCCUGAUUCUCUGCACCAGACUCUCGAUUCCUUCCUGCGUAGCAUUCUCAGGUGUAUCUUGUGCCGUCUGAAUAUAUAAUGAACACUGCUUUCCUUG
Scylla paramamosain (green mud crab) is the source of this 6733-nucleotide messenger RNA. RefSeq lists its product as uncharacterized. The transcript has 5 exons. The record is from RefSeq and is a predicted model, not a curated record. Gene Ontology annotation, cellular component: cytoplasm. Gene Ontology annotation, biological process: regulation of GTPase activity. Gene Ontology annotation, molecular function: guanyl-nucleotide exchange factor activity. NCBI's taxonomy places the organism in Eukaryota, Metazoa, Arthropoda, Malacostraca, Decapoda, Portunidae. The coding region runs from base 2568 to 5924 and encodes 1118 amino acids.